Penicillium odoratum is the source of this 2097-nucleotide messenger RNA. RefSeq lists its product as uncharacterized. Gene Ontology annotation, molecular function: zinc ion binding; DNA-binding transcription factor activity, RNA polymerase II-specific. The coding region runs from base 1 to 2097 and encodes 698 amino acids. The record is from RefSeq and is a predicted model, not a curated record. The transcript has 2 exons. NCBI's taxonomy places the organism in Eukaryota, Fungi, Ascomycota, Eurotiomycetes, Eurotiales, Aspergillaceae. Gene Ontology annotation, biological process: regulation of DNA-templated transcription.
AUGCCUGAAAGCGAAUCAGGAGGGUCUUUACGCGUCUCGCAGCGUCGACCUCUAGCUUGCCGAGAAUGCACCAAGCGAAAGAGGAAAUGCGAUAAACAAAUUCCCUGCUCAAGAUGCAGAAGAUUGAAUCUGCAUUGCUCAGUGGAGAUUGUUCAGCUGCGAAGGAACACCGUGCAGCAUGCUUCCGAAAUUCAUUUUCUCGCCGCGAUCUUGGCAGAUAUGGAUUCCCUAACCGCGGACAAACAACUGCAUAUCAGUCGGAAAUUGAGAGAACGAAUAUCGCAGCUUCAGACUGGCCAAAACCACGACUCCGAUGGAGUUAGCGCUGGAUCAGGAGCGGAGGACCUAGAGUCAUUUAACAGCCAUAAAGAAUCAACGUUGCCGCAUCAAUUUGCCGAGGUGGCCCUGGAAAGUCCAGACCCACCACUUCUGACCGCUAUAGAACAUCUCGCCUGGGGUCGAAAUGCCGCUGGAUGCUUCCCGCACAGGAGAUGUGGAUGCCAAUAUCGAAGGGACAGGCCGGACCUCUUAUCCAUGAACAGUGGCAAUUUUCAAUUUUACGGCUCGUCCUUGGAGCCUCUGAUUCAACUUCCAAGGACGGUAGACGCGCAAAGUCUGAUAAACUUCCAUAUAAGUCACCUCACAUGGCAUCACAACAGUUUCCAUGGUCCUACUUUUCUCGAGCAGUGCGAGUUGUUCUGGAAGACUGGUAGAUGUGAUCAUCCUCUUUGGAUAGCAUUGUAUUUUUCUGUGCUGAGCUGUACAAUAAAUUCAGUUCAGAACAGUCAAAAAUUAACAGUGCUGAUCAACGUUGAUCUGAAUACUAUGCCAUCUGCUCAUCAACUCUUCUCUGCGAUGGUACAGACGCUUUAUGGCGCUCACUUUCUGAACAACUUAUCAAUAUACUCUGUCCAAGCUGUUGUGAUAUCAACAGAAGUUGCCCACAAUCUAGGUCUCAGUCAGCUGAAUGCAACCCUUUUUAACGCCGCCGUGCGCAUUGCCGAGUGUCUUGGAAUCCACAAAAUCAAAAGCCACCCUCCAACACCCCAGACAGAAGAUGGAUGGGACGAGCGUGUGGAGCGAGAGGUUGGAAGACGGGUUUGGUGCCAAAUGCUUAUUCAAGACCAUUUCGCCAUUCCAUUCACAGACACAUAUAGCAUUUCUCCGAUGCACUUCUCAACAGGUCGACCUCUUAAUGCAGACGACUAUGAUCUAGUGGAUGCACCACCCGAAAAGCCAACAAUUAGCAGUUAUGUCCGUGUUCUAGUUGAUCUGGCUGCAUUAAUGCCGGGGCUAGUUGAUGGACUUGGACCUAUGAAUCGCCGCAAGUCAUAUCGAGAGCAAUACGAGCACAUUCUUCGAGUGGACCAGAAAAUGCGUACAAUUGUGAAGAACAUACCGUCCUUUAUGCUGCGUCCGGACCCUAUUAAAGAAGCCCAGAUUCCCUGGCUUACCAUUGCGCGGCGUAGUUUGGCCAUCACCGCGGCUGAGAAAAUUAUCAUGAUCCACCGACUGUUUCUAUUUCGUUCAUUUCAUGACCCGACCUAUGUGCAUUCUCGCCGGACUUGUGUUGCGGCCGCAAUGACUAUUUUACGUGAACAUGAGACAAUUGUGGAAGACGACGACCUGUCCAUCUGGACGCACACGGCAUUCGCUAUAACAGCCGCAGUGAUAUUGUGUUUUGAGGUAAAUACAGUGAUGGAAACAUCGGAUAGAAGAAGCGUGCCAAUGUACAGGACAGCUGUCCUUGCAGCUCGCGAUCGACUUGCGUCGAGAAAUGGAGAUGUACUCGCGCAGCGAGGCGUCGCCCUGAUCAAUGCAAUCUUCAUUGCUGAACAAUCCGGCUCCAAUCCGGAAAUGAAACGGCUGACAUCCAUUGAUUUCAACCGCGUCUUUACCAACUUUUCCACACUGAGCAAAGCAACCGCGAUCCCCUCCCCCGAUGAAAUGACACCGGGGAAGUUCUCGACCGGGACUCCCGAAACUAUAGAUGCGCCCGACGUUAGCGAAUUGCAACUGCCGUGGAACCAGGAGGAAAUCGACUUUGAUCUUUGGUUUAAUGGAAUUUUCAAUAACUUCCCAGGCAAUCAGUUAUAA